Molecule: messenger RNA, 5292 nt
Organism: Beta vulgaris subsp. vulgaris (sugar beet)
Lineage: Eukaryota; Viridiplantae; Streptophyta; Magnoliopsida; Caryophyllales; Amaranthaceae
Exons: 11
Coding region: 702-4934 (1410 amino acids)
Source: RefSeq, a predicted model, not a curated record
UAUAGUCAAACCCAUUUCAAUUUUUGAACCAACCCUUCUUUCUUCUUUCUCACUCUCCAACAUCACACAAACACAAACUCCACAAAAACACAAAAAAAACACUUCUAAAAUCCAAAUCAAUCUCCCUCUCUCUUUCCUCACCCCUGCAUUUUUCCUUUGAAGCUCUGUAAUUAACAUUUUCUGUAUCUCCAAAUUGAAGAGAGAGAAAGAGAAAAAAAAAGAAAGUGACCCAUCAAAUAAACAAGGGUGUGAGUGUGGGGGAUCACUUUGAGAAAAGAGUAAAGCAAAAACCAUCAGUGGUAAAUAGUAGUAUUUCAUCAAACCCAAUUUUUUGUAGGGUUUAUUUUUUUAUUUUUGUUUUUAUUGCCCACCACAAUUUUAUACUUGACUAAAAAUAAUCAAGAACUUCUCUUUUUCUCUUUUUGAUGCAACAGACAAGAAUUGAUAGAUAGAUAAAGAGAGAGAAAAAGAGAGAGAGAAAUGGUGGAAAUGUUGGGUUCAAAUUUAAACUGAUUUUGGGACGAUCUAUUGUGGGUAAUUAAAGAUCUUAGCUUUGAUAUAUUUUGGUGCAAAUUUUUUCUAUGUUAAGCACCGAAAGUUCAUGGUUGCUCAUGAUAUGUACCUGCAUAUGAUUACAAGGCGAAGAUUGUAGAAGUUGGGGGGGGCAGUAGAGCAAGUAUAAUUGUGUUGAAGAGACGAAAAUGACAUCGGAUGUGCCUCUUGAUUAUGCUGUAUUUCAAUUGUCUCCUAAACGGUCACGCUGUGAGUUGUUUGUUACUUAUGAUGGUACUACAGAGAAGCUUGCAGCAGGACUUGUAAAGCCUUUUGUUACUCACUUAAAGGUUGCAGAAGAGCAAGUUGCAUUGGCUGUGAAGUCAAUUAAACUUGAGGUGGACAGAUACAAAGAUGCAGAAACAUGGUUUACAAAGGGGACUCUUGAGAGAUUUGUGCGGUUUGUUGGCACACCCGAGGUUUUGGAAAUGGUCAACACAUUUGACACAGAGAUGUCUCAGUUAGAAGCAGCUCGGAGAAUCUACUCACAGGGAGCAGGUGACGGUCAGCUUAGUGCUACAGGUGGGGAUGGAACAGGAGCUUCUGCGGCAUCCGAUGCUACCAAGAAGGAGCUUUUAAGGGCCAUUGACGUGCGGCUUGCAGCAGUUAAACAAGACUUGACUACAGCUUGCGCCCAUGCCUCUGCUGCUGGUUACAAUCCUGAAACUAUUUCAGAACUACAGCUCUUUGCAGAUUGCUUUGGCGCUCAUCGUCUCAGUGAAGCUUGCAGCAAAUUCAUCACCCUCUCACAGCGACGUGCUGACCUCUUCAUUAACAACCAGCCAGCAUCAACAUGGAAAUCCCCGUCCGAACUUGCUCUCCGUUCCUCCUCCAGCUCCGACAUGUCCCUCGAUGAAGCAUCUGAUGACCAACCUAAGCACUCCACGUUUCCCACCACCACCUCCAAAGUCACCUUCCCCUUACGCCGCUUUUCUAGGGAGCCUAGUCCGAGCCCUGUUGAUGAUGGAGAGGAGAGAGAAAAAGUCAAAGUCAAAGACUUUGAAAAAGACAAUGCCACGGGUCCCACCACUUCUGCUUGUAACUCAACGACUGAUUCAGAUCCAUCUCCUCCUUCCACGUCAACUGCGACACCUCAACUCACCAGGCGGCUCAGCGUGCAAGAAAGAAUAAGUAUGUUUGAGAACAAGGUUCAGAAAGAAAGCUCCCCCUCCACUACUACUGUUAUUUCUGCCGGGGCAAAACCAGAGCUUCGUCGACUAUCCUCCGACGUCACUUCUUCAACUGACAAGGCUGUCUUGCGGAGAUGGAGUGGUGCCAGCGACAUGAGUAUUGAUGUUAGUGCAGAGAGGAAGGAGCCUGACAGCAAUGCCAACACUCCUACAUCCACAUCCACUUCUAUCCCCCAUCCUGUUUUCCCCCCAAAAUAUAAGGAUCAGAGUGAUUUAAAGGCGGAAGAGGGAGUGAAGGAAUCUAAGCUUCUGGUGAAACCGAAGUUUAGCUCCCAUUCGGCUGGUUUUUCUGGUGGUGGUUCUGGUUCUGAGGAAUCUGCGACAUCUGAGGCAAAUUCUAAGAUAACAUCUUUCUCAGAGAGAUCAUCAGAGAGUGUAGGAUAUAAGGAUCAACCAAGUAGUGGUGCGGUUCGCUCAACUGUAACGCCUAUUGGCAAGGGUGAGGAAUCUGGGCUGGAGGAUCAGCCAUUUUCUAUUCAGACCCAGUUCAGAUCUCAGCCUAGGAAAACAGAACAGUUCGGCAGUGCUGAUCAGGUAGCCACAGAAGAGAAGGUAAAGAGUUCUCUGGGUGGUGGAAGCAAUUCACAGGAAGAUAAGAGGAAGAAUUUUGGGGCUUCUGCAUCUGGAUUUGAGGGUAAAUCUGGUGGUUUGCAAGGUGAGGUAGAUGAGAGGGUGAGGGAUCAGCAGGUUACUAGAUCAACUUACAGGACAUCUCAUAAAAGAACAGUUGAAGUUUCAUCAGAGUCAGUGGCCUCUGAAGCUCAUUCACAGCCUGAAAUUCAGAAUAAAAGAGGCGAGGUUGAUUCCAUGCUUGCUCAGCCUAGGUGGAGAUCCGCAGGGGCAGAAGUUGAAAAGCCUGGAAGGAAGGAUUCUGAGUCAUUGGAGAAGCAGGCUGACAGUUUAGCAACAGAAAUGGAAAAUUCUGGUUGGUACAGAGGGAAGUUCGAAGGACAUGGUUCUGCUUUUGAUCAAGUGAAGAAGCCUGGGGCCAAAUGGGAAGAGAGUGGUAUUGGAAGUCAGCUAGGUUCAAGUGGAAAAGGUGCUCGCGAGAAUGAGGAAGCUUAUUCUUCAACAUCUUCACUGCCUGUGGAUCAAGUUCAGAGGGUAAGACAACCAAAAGGCAAUCUGGGGUCGAACGAUGACCUGCAAAUGAAGGCAAAUGAGCUCGAGAAGCUCUUUGCCGAGCACAAGCUUCGUGGCCCUGGUGACCAACCAAAUUCUGCUAGGAGAACCAGGCCGGUUGAUAUUUCCAUGGAGCAGGAUAUGGCUUCUGUCAGUAGGACUCCUGCCAGGGGGGCUUCUCCUGUCCAGAUGAGUACCAUGAAGUUGGAGGCUGAGCCAAUUGCAGGUUCUAGUAAUAAGGAGAAGAACAAUUAUACUCCAUUGAUGAAAACUCUAGGCAAUCAGGAAAAUGAUGUGACACCAAAGCAAAACACCUACAACCUGAGCUUUUCAGAUGAUUCAAGAGGAAAAUCUUAUCAAAAGUAUAUGCAAAGGAGGGAUACUAGAUUAAGGGAAGACUGGAGUUCUAAAAGGGCUGAAAAGGAAGCUAAGAUGAAGGCGAUGCUGGAUACCCUUGAGAAAAGUAAAGCUGAGAUGAAACUCAAGUUAGCAGGUUCAGCAGACAAGAGGAAUUCUGUCCACGAUGCUCAUCGACGGGCCGAGAAGAUGAGAUCAUUAAAUGUUCGAUCAGCAGUAAAGAGAGGGCAGCCUAUAGACUCUUUAAUGAGUGAUGAGGAUGAACACCAAGCUGAAUAUUUUGGAAAGAAGCUCAGUGAGACAUAUCUGGGGGAUACCUCUUCCAGAAGUGUUCAAAGCAAAAAGGUUGCACCAAUCAAAACUACAGCAUCAACUACACCUCGUAACUCAGUAGCUACUAUUCCUCGGUCUUCUGGGAAAGCUUCUAAUUCUGCUGCAGGGAGACGAAAGUUGCCUUAUGAUAACCCUCUUGCACAAUCUGUUCCUAAUUUUUCAGACUUACGGAAGGAAAACACAAAGCCAUCAUCUGCCGGAGGUAAACCAUCCCGUCCUCAAGGAAGAAACCAUGCUCGUAAAAAGAGUGUUAGUGAAGACUUGUCACUUGUCAAUGAAGAUAAGCCACGGCGGUCUAACUCCUUGAGGAAGAACGCAGCUAAUCCCAUGGAGUUGAAUGAUUCCCGUAAUUCUGAUGACGUUGAGGAUGUUAUUUUCACUCCAUCAAGACAUGGUAAAGAGGAGAACAUAGAUUUAAGAAAGAUUAAUGGUGUUGGGCAUGUGUCUGGUGCGAGUAGAUCAAAGGCUUUGGUGAAAGUAGAAGCAUUGGGAAAUGGACAUGAUUUUGAUGAUGCGAGUUUUGAGACAGAAGAGAUGACAGAUGUAGCCAAAGACGAGGAUGAUGAUGAUCUGGAAAUGACAGUAGGAGGAGAAUCUGCUGACAUGGACAACAACAAAGAGAGAUUGAGCCUAGAAUCUGACAAGUCAGCCAAUUUUGAGUUUGAAAACACCGGUGCUCUUGGAAGUCUUUCCCAGUCAGGCCCCACUUCUGCUACUGAAUUGCCUACUUCCAUGUCUUCCUUUUUUCGUUCUAUGGGAACCAUACAGGACUCGCCAGGGGAAAGUCCCGGGUCUUGGAACUCACGUGUGCACAACCCGUUUUCUUUUUCGCAUGAAAUCUCAGACAUCGAUGUGUCUGACUCUCCUAUGGGUAGCCCUGCAUCUUGGAAUUUCCACUCUCUUACGCAGGCCGAUGCUGAAGCUGCUAGAAUGAGAAAAAAGUGGGGAGCUACUCAGAAACCUAUAGUUGGGGACUCAUCUCCUAGCCGGUCACGUAAGGAUGUGACAAAGGGUUUAAAGCGAUUCCUAAAAUUUGGAAGGAAGAAUCGUGCAACUGAGAGUCUGGCAGACUGGAUCUCUGCUACCACAUCAGAAGGAGAUGAUGAUACUGAAGAUGGAAGAGAUCUUGCUAAUCGAUCAUCAGAAGAUUUAAGAAAGUCAAGAAUGGGAUUCUCUCACAGCCAUCAUUCUGAUGAUGGAUUCAAUGAUACUGACCUGUUCAAUGACCCAAUUCAAGGAUUACAAAGCUCAAUCCCAACACCGCCAGCACAGUUCAAAUUGCGGGAGGAACAUCUAUCUGGAAGCUCACUUAAAGCCCCAAAGUCAUUCUUUUCACUUUCAAAUUUCCGGAGCAAAGGAAGUGAUUCAAAACCCAGAUAAAGAUUGAUUUGAAACAACACAUUUAAGGCAAAGCUUACUGUACUGAAAGCUAAAGGUAGUUAAAGUUUGCUGCAAUGUUGAGAAUCAUUCCAAGAGAAUAGAAUGUAAAGGAUGAGAAGCAUAAGAAUAUAGCGCGAAAUUCUUGAAGCGAAAUGCAGCUACCACACCACAUAAAUCAGCAUGUUCAAUUGCUUUGAUACCAAGAUGUAGUUUGUUUCAAGAUAUGUUGUAUAUUUGUAAUGGUUGAACUGAACAGUUGCCCAAUUGGCGGGAAUGAUACUGUGAUUUUUGGUAGUGCCACAGCAUUCUUUCUUCUUCAGAUGUCUUAUGUACUAUCCUUCUCCCCAGAUUUACUGCA